AUUGGAGCUCUGAUUCUCUCACAAUUAAUAUUAAUUCUAAGUUAUAAAGCGUAGGCUAAUUUGGAAGUUACAGAUUUACUACUGAGUUUGAGUGGUGAAGCUGCUGAGAUUUGCGUAUCGGGAAGACGAUGAGGAGGUUGACUCUCCCUUCCGCUCUGCUUCUCUUACUUCUUCUCUCCCUCCUACCAGAUCAAGGUCGUAAGAUACAUGCCAAUGCAGAAGAGAGCGAAUCCGAAGAGCUUGUAGACCCUCCCAAGGUUGAAGACAAGCUUGGUGCCGUUCCUAAUGGAUUAUCAACCGAUUCGGAUGUUGCUAAGAGGGAGGCAGAGUCUAUCUCAAAGAGAUCUCUCCGCAGUAAUGCAGAGAAGUUCGAGUUUCAAGCUGAGGUUUCUCGGCUCAUGGAUAUAAUUAUUAACUCUCUUUAUAGCAAUAAAGACAUUUUCUUGAGGGAGCUAAUCUCCAAUGCUUCUGAUGCAUUGGAUAAGAUCAGGUUCCUUUCCCUCACAGACAAGGAAAUUUUGGGUGAAGGUGAUAACACGAAGCUUGAGAUCCAGAUUAAAUUAGACAAGGAAAAGAAAGUGCUUUCUAUUCGUGACAGAGGUAUAGGAAUGACAAAAGAGGAUCUGAUCAAGAACUUGGGAACCAUAGCAAAGUCUGGAACUUCAGCUUUUGUUGAGAAAAUGCAAACAAGUGGUGAUCUCAAUCUCAUUGGGCAAUUUGGAGUUGGGUUUUACUCUGUAUAUCUUGUUGCAGACUAUGUUGAAGUCAUUAGUAAACACAAUGAUGACAAACAGUAUAUUUGGGAGUCGAAGGCUGAUGGGGCAUUUGCAAUCUCUGAAGAUGUAGAUAACGAGCCACUAGGACGUGGAACUGAGAUCAGAUUGCAUCUUAGGGAGGAAGCCCAGGAGUAUUUGGAGGAAGACAAAUUAAAAGAAUUGGUGAAGAAAUACUCUCAAUUUAUUAACUUCCCUAUAAACAUGUGGGCAAGCAAAGAAGUUGAUGUGGAGGUUCCUACAGAUGAAGAUGACUCUAAUGAAGAAGAGGAAACAACAGCUGAAAGUAGCUCUUCAGAGGAAGAGUCAGAAGAGGAAGAUUCUGAGAAAAAGCCAAAGACUACGACAGUGAAGGAAACAACAUAUGAGUGGGAGCUUUUGAAUGAUGUGAAGGCUAUUUGGCUACGGAAUCCAAAGGAGGUUACAGAUGAGGAAUACACAAAAUUCUACCGCUCUCUUGCGAAGGACUUUGGUGAUGAGAAACCUUUGUCAUGGAGUCACUUUACCGCUGAAGGUGACGUGGAGUUCAAGGCUAUUCUGUUUGUUCCUCCAAAGGCUCCUCAUGAUCUGUAUGAAAGCUACUAUAACUCCAACAAAGCCAACCUGAAGUUGUUUGUUAGACGUGUCUUCAUCUCGGAUGAAUUUGAUGAACUUCUUCCCAAGUACCUGAACUUUUUGAAGGGUCUUGUUGAUUCCGACACCUUACCACUCAAUGUAUCACGAGAAAUGCUUCAACAGCACAACAGUCUGAAGACUAUCAAGAAGAAACUUAUUCGCAAAGCUCUUGAUAUGAUCCGUAGGAUUGCUGAUGAGGAUCCUGAUGAGGCUAUUGGUAAUGACAAUAAAGAUGCUGAAAAUGCUGAUGACAAUGAUGAGAAGAAAGGUCAGUACACUAAGUUCUGGAAUGAGUUUGGAAAGUCAAUAAAGCUCGGUAUCAUUGAGGAUGCCACCAAUAGAAAUCGCCUGGCAAAGCUACUCAGAUUUGAAAGCACGAAGUCAGGUGGCAAGCUGACAUCUCUAGAUCAGUACAUCUCAAGAAUGAAGUCUGGACAGAAGGAUAUCUUUUAUAUAACAGGAACCAGUAAGGAACAAUUGGAGAAAUCCCCCUUCCUUGAGAGGCUCACAAAGAAAAAUUUUGAGGUUAUUUUCUUCACUGAUCCAGUAGAUGAAUACCUAAUGCAAUACCUGAUGGACUAUGAAGACAAGAAAUUCCAGAAUGUGUCCAAGGAAGGGCUGAAGCUUGGGAAGGAAUCAAAAGAUAAGGAGCUCAAGGAAUCGUUCAAAGAGCUGACAAAAUGGUGGAAGGGAGCUCUUGCCAGUGAAAAUGUUGAUGAUGUGAAGAUAAGCAAUCGUCUGGAGAACAGCCCAUGUGUGGUGGUGACAUCCAAGUAUGGAUGGAGUGCAAACAUGGAAAAAAUUAUGCAAUCCCAGACUCUAUCUGACGCCAACAAGCAGGCUUAUAUGCGCGGAAAGAGGGUUCUUGAGAUUAACCCAAGGCACCCAAUCAUCAAGGAGCUUCGGGAAAGGGUUGUCAAGGAUUCUGAGGAUGAGAAUGUAAAGCAGACAGCACGGCUUAUAUACCAAACAGCCCUUAUGGAGAGUGGCUUCAUCCUUAAUGACCCUAAGGAAUUUGCUUCCAGUAUCUACAGCUCAGUCAAGUCAAGCCUGAAUAUCAGUCCAGAUGCUGCAGUGGAAGAGGAGGAUGAUGUAGAAGAGGCUGAGGUUGAAUCUGACAUUAAGGAAGCUACUUCCAUGGGUGAUGAGGCCGGAACAACUGAGGAUAAUGCAGAAACAGAAUCUUCGAUCAAGGAUGAGUUGUAAAUUAGUCAAGGGAUGGUGCCCUUCUCAUUCAGAUUUUCUGACAGCCUAGAUUCCCUAAGAGACAACCCUUGCAAAGUUUGUGGAGAAAGAAUUUAGAUGGUUUUGAAAUUAAUGCAAGCAUGUCACUAGAAUUGUUGUCAUGUAGUAAAGAUACUUCAGAGAAUAUCGGUAGAGUCAAUCCUCUAAAAUCAGAGUUUUGCUU
Messenger RNA from Telopea speciosissima, 2796 nucleotides. RefSeq names its product endoplasmin homolog. The record is from RefSeq and is a predicted model, not a curated record. Bases 129 to 2594 code for a protein of 821 amino acids. NCBI's taxonomy places the organism in Eukaryota, Viridiplantae, Streptophyta, Magnoliopsida, Proteales, Proteaceae. Gene Ontology annotation, molecular function: ATP hydrolysis activity; ATP-dependent protein folding chaperone; ATP binding. The transcript has 15 exons. Gene Ontology annotation, biological process: protein folding.